Molecule: messenger RNA, 330 nt
Organism: Penicillium crustosum
Lineage: Eukaryota; Fungi; Ascomycota; Eurotiomycetes; Eurotiales; Aspergillaceae
Exons: 2
Coding region: 1-330 (109 amino acids)
Source: RefSeq, a predicted model, not a curated record
AUGGAACCAGAGCCCAGACCCCAGCGUCGCGUCCGUCGCCAACGCCAGCCCCAACAACAAAACGGCAGUCCGCUCGGUGGACUUCCGGGCGUUGGUGGCGUCGACCAGGCCGGCCAGCUCGUGCAGAACACAGCCGGGAAUGCCCUGAACGGGGUGACUGGUAGUGCGGGCAAGGCCGUUGGCGGGAUCCUCGGUGGCGGAGAGAAAAAAGAGGAAGAAGAUGGUGGUCGGGAUGAGCAGCUUCGUUUACGGUUGGACUUGAAUCUGGAUAUUGAGGUUCAACUUAAGGCGAAGAUUCAUGGUGAUUUGACGAUUGGUUUGCUUAAUUAA